CCCUCUUCCAAUUUUUAACCUGCACUCUCUCUGCGCACUUUAGCCUCCUCGUAUCAUUCUCUCUUUCACAAAACACAAACAAAACUCCCCACUUGGACUUCAAACUCUUUCGUCUCUUUUUUUUCUCUUUCUCGGCGAAUUAGGGUUUCUACUGCUUCACUGCUCACUCUCUCCGUGUGGUUUAUGCGUUUCAAUGCCUGCUAAUUGCUUGCCUAAAUCGCGUCUUCAGAACCCUAGACUGUGCCGGACUGCUCCAUUUUGCUGGCGAUUUUGGCUCAUUAGUCUAUUUGCGUCUUUGCUUCUGUUGGAAUCGCGUGCCAGAAUUUGAUUCCAGCCCCGCUGCUUCUUAGAUGGCGCCGAGUCGCAGAAGGGGCGCCGGCAAAGCUGCUGCCGCUGCCGCUGCCCGCCGCCAAUGGAAGGUGGGUGAUCUUGUCCUCGCCAAAGUCAAAGGCUUUCCUGCUUGGCCUGCCACGGUAAGUGAGCCGGAGAAGUGGGGCUAUCCAACUGAUUGGAAGAAAGUACUUGUCUACUUCUUUGGAACACAGCAAAUAGCUUUCUGCAACCCUGCUGAUGUUGAAGCAUUUACUGAAGAGAAGAAACAAUCCCUUUUGAUCAAACGUCAAGGAAAGGGUGCAGAUUUUGUUCGUGCAGUGCAGGAGAUUAUCGACAGUUAUGAGAAGUCUAAGAAAGCAGACCAAGUUGAUGAUCUCAAUUCUGGUUAUGAAGAUACUCUUGCAAAUGGUGGGAAUUCAGUGGAGUCAUCAGCAAACUUUGAGUUGAAGGAUCAGACUGAAACUUCAGAAGCAACUACUAUGGUUAGAAAUGAUCCUAGCCUUGCAAGCAGUUUUGCUCCAGAUGUAGCAAAAGCUGGUUCUUUGCAUGAUAAAGAAGUCUCAUUGGAGCAACACACUGAUAAUGUGGUGGUCACGGCAAAACCUGUUAUAACUACUUACACUUCAAGAAAAAGAUCUGGAGGCUUACGGUCUAGAAAACACGCCCCACAGAAAAAGGAUUCAUCAGUUGAAAGGUCCACAAGUUUGUCAAGGUUGGAAUCCUCUAGAUUCCAGAAUUUGGUGGUGCCAUCUAAUGAUGGUAACAAGAGUGCAGGGGAAGCAUCAACUGAAGUAAUCCUAAGCAGAUCCCUACGAAGGAACAAGCAAGUUAGAAAAUCACCAGAUGCCUCUGAGUGGGAUGAUGUGGAUUCAUCUGCUUUUGUUUCAAGAACUGUUGAAGAUAAUGGCUCUGAAAUUGUAACAGUUGAUUCUGAUUCUUUGAGUCUGAAUGAAGGCAGCACUAUAGACAGUGCUUGUAAGCCUGAGCACUCAGAAACUGUUGCUGAUUGUUUGGAGGAAGAUGUUGAGUUGAGCAAAGGGCUUGAUUUUCAAAUAAAUGCUGUGGUUAUAAAGAAGAAACGGAAACCAAACAGAAAGCGAGUGACUAAUGAAGCCACUGAGCCAACUGCCAGGUUGGAUACAGUGGCAGAUUUGGAUGCUGUGGUGCAUAGUAGCAGCCAAAAUUCACAGUGGGCUUGUGAAAACUUGAGUGAGAGGCAUAACAAAGAUGAUGGAGAUGAGCAUUUGCCACUAGUGAAACGAGCUAGAGUUAGAAUGGGCAAAUUAUCAUCAUUGGAGGACCACAGCAGCUUUUCUCAUGUGGAAGAAAAGACCUCCAAUGAAGUUGCAGUCAAUUCGGCUGAUGCUCACAAUGGCUUAUGUCAAGAAGUUGAAGAAAGAACCUCUGAUGAAGUUGCAGUCGCUACGUCGGAGCAUAUUGGCCCACCUUAUAAUUUCAGUGAUGAUUGUUCAGCUGACAAAGGCUCAUUUUCAGCGAAGGUUGUUUUAGAUAAUGCAUCACCUCAGAAUGGCUGUGCUCAAAUUCUAGGGAAUAGGCCUCAGCUUUCAAUUGCUAAGGAGCAUCAGUCUUUUGGCUGCCCAGCAGAUGGUGAAGCUGCUUUACCUCCAUCCAAACGUCUUCAUCGUGCUCUAGAAGCUAUGUCUGCAAAUGCUGCUGAAGAAGGUCAGGCAAGUGCUGAUAUAUCAACCUUGAAAACAUUAAUAAAUGGCAGUUCCACCUCUUCAAUGGAGAACUCCUCCGACAAGUUUGUUGAUCGAAAAGAAAGUGAUGGUUCUGGGGAGCCAAAUGUAGAGUCUCCUGGCUGUAGGGCCUCUGCAUUAUGUUCCAGCUCUAAAAGAGUCUUAGAGGAAUCCAUAAAUCCACCAUUAGAAGAGGACAUCUGCAAUCAACGAAUCGAAAGUUCUAAUAGCCAAGAGCAUUAUGAAGAUGUCUUGACAGAAGCCUUGGACCAUGAUUGUGGCAAAAACCUUGGCAGAUCAUGUUUUGCAGGUGACAUUGUUGCUAUUACUAUACAACAAAGUACAAAAGAUUUCACACCAAAUUUUGACAGAAGACGAGACAGUCUACAAUCCAAUCAUGGCUCAUCUGGUCAGUUAUUACGUACAAAGGAUGAGAUCAAUUCUGAAAAUGUUGAGUUAAGAGAUGUCGGAGAUGAAAAUCUUAAUAAAGAUGUUGUUUUGGAGCAUUCUCGGAUGAGCCCAAGUCUUAUCUCACAGGUUGAUGAAGCUGCUAAAGGUACCUCUCAAAAUGGUUCUAAUGUGUUUCAGUACAGUGCUGAGGAUACUGGCUGUGAGAAUGCCAAGUCAUUGAGGUCUCUAAUUGAUGAUGACAACCGAGUCAAUGGCAUAUCUGAGGCGGCAAAAGUUGUCAAAUAUGAGCAGAAACGAAAGGAAACUAAUUAUGCUUCUAUUUCUGAUGAUCAUUUGUGUGGAAGGAAUGUGUUGGUAGCCCAGUCAAGUCCAGUACCAGCUGAUGGAAUAGAAUCUCCUGCACAGACAUCUCCACCCACAACCUCAAUAUGCCAUGUAUCUACUUCGGAAAGUGCUAAUUUUAUUCAAAAUAGUCAAUGCUCCAGUCCUAAUCAUUCACAUCAUAAAACUGUGAGCACAUCAAUUGAUGAAGAAAAAAAGGAAUCAGUGGUGGUGCUGCAACACCCAAAAUCUUUUGGCAAAUGGAAUAAUUAUGCAGAAGCGCAAGCUGCUCUAUCAUCCUUUGAAGGAAUGCUUGGAUCAUUAACAAGGACAAAGGAGAGCAUUGGUCGAGCAACUCGCAUGGCCAUUGACUGUGCAAAGUUUGGCCUUUCUACUAAGGUGGUGGAGAUUUUAGUCCGUAACUUGGAAAGUGAGUCAAGUUUACACAGAAGGGUGGAUUUAUUCUUCCUUGUGGAUUCUAUCACUCAGUGCUCUCGAGGUUUGAAAGGUGAUGUUGGUGGUAUAUACCCUUCAGCUAUUCAGGCAGUGUUGACACGCUUGCUUGCAGCAGCUGCUCCUCCUGGAAGUUUUGCACAGGAAAAUCGGAGGCAGUGUUUGAGGGUUUUGAGGCUUUGGCUGGAAAGAAGGAUCCUUCCGGAAUCUGUUAUUCGCCAUCAUAUGCGGGAACUUGAUUCAUUAGGUGGUUCAUCUUCUGCUGGUGCUUAUUCUCGCCGAUCGGCAAGAACGGAAAGGGCUUUAGAUGAUCCUGUUAGAGACAUGGAGGGAAUGCUUGUUGACGAAUAUGGAAGCAAUUCAAGUUUUCAGCUUCCGGGAUUUUGUAUGCCUCGCAUGCUUAGGGAUGAAGAUGAAGGAAGUGAUUCUGAUGGAGAGAGUUUUGAGGCUGUCACUCCUGAACAUAAUUCUGAAACCCCUGAAGAACGGGAUACCACCCUAGCAGUAGAGAAGCACACACACAUCUUGGAAGAUGUUGAUGGUGAGCUUGAAAUGGAGGAUGUGGCUCCCUCUUGUGAAGUUGAAGGAAGUUCAGCAGUUGGCAUUGCUGCAGUCAAUUCUGUAUGUAAUUUGCAAAAUCAAUUAGAACUGCAUUUUCCACUGCCUUUUGCCCCUCCUCUGCCUCAGGAUGUGCCACCAUCAUCACCACCAUUGCCAACUUCACCUCCUCCACCUCCACCUCCACCACCUCCUCUUGCUGUCCCACAUUCAUGUGGAAUGCCUGAUCCAUACAUUAGUGGUGUAGAUUCAAAGCUUUAUGCAAAUUCACAUAAUAUGCAAGAUGACAUGAGAGAAUCUGUGGGUCAGCCGCCAGCAGCCCCAAGAAUCAAUACAUCAAUGUCCAAUGGAGUGCAUUAUCAUACUACUGAAUGUAGGGAUCAGAUGCAGCAUUGCGACUCCACAAACUCUUUCAACAGUUACUCUGUACAUCCAGUGCACACAGAUGGACCAAACUUCCACCACAAGGCUUAUCCUCCAAGGCCACCACACCCACCACCUUCAAAUCAAUUCUCUUAUGUUCAGGCAGGCCAGCAUGUGAAGUCUCGGAGAGAGACCCCGCCUCCUUACCACCACAGAUUCCACUCGUCACAUAAUGCUGAUGGUGGAAACUUUUAUAAUAACCAUGAGCGAAUGAGACCAGUCCCAUAUGAAAUUAAUGACAGCUGGAGACACCCUGCACCUCCUUUUCCUGGCCCACGACAUCCUGAUAAAGGCAGAGCAUGUUAUCCAUCUGGUCCUUAUGGUGGCCCACCUAGAGAGCAGGAUAGAAUACCUCAUCAGGGAUGGUCAUUUCCUGCCGGGGGGAUGCAUCACAGGAACUUCAUGCCAUUUAGACCACCACCUGAAAGUGCAAUUCCAGUGUCAAAUAGAGUUCCACUUACCAGGUCAGGGAUGGGGACUUCUCCAUCUGUCCCAGAGAAAUCAAUCCAUGAAUUCUCCGUCAAGGAUGCCCGCGGUCAGAAUGUUGACCUCAGUAUCUACAAAGGCAAGGUUCUUCUCGUGGUUAAUGUCGCCUCCAAAUGUGGAUUUACAGAUUCCAAUUACACCCAGUUGACUGAUCUUUAUAACAAGUAUAAGGACAAAGAUUUUGAAGUCUUGGCAUUUCCAUGUAAUCAAUUUCUGAAACAAGAGCCAGGGACAAGCGAAGGUGCACAGGAGUUUGCUUGUACCAGAUACAAGGCUGAAUAUCCAAUUUUUCAAAAGGUUCGCGUCAACGGGCCAAAUACAGCUCCUGUCUACAGAUUUCUCAAGGCGAGUAAAUUUGGAAUUAUGGGGUCCAGUAUAAAGUGGAAUUUUACCAAGUUUUUAGUCAAUAAGGAAGGGCAAGUCAUUGCUCGCUAUGGCACGACGACCACUCCUUUGUCCAUUGAGGCUGAUAUCAAGAAAGCAUUGGAAAUAGAGUGAGAAAUAUGCCACUAACAGAUUCAGUAAAAGCUUAAUCAAAAAACGUAAAGCUUUUAAAUGGGUAUGAUAUUCUCCUAUCAAGUUAGUUAUUGUAUAUUAUCAAUCAGUGACUCUUAUUUAUGGCAUUCAGUUUGCACGUUGGAGAAUAAAAGUGUAAGAGAUUGUUGUAGAUAGAUAGUUUGUUUCUUUGCUGUUCCUAUUGAUUUUUUUUUUUUUUAAUUAAUAUUGACACAUCUACAUGUAUUUUUCUGGUUGAGAGAUUUUCCAGCAUGUAAAUGUCAAUUUUUCUGUCCUGAGCUA
Hevea brasiliensis (rubber tree) is the source of this 5483-nucleotide messenger RNA. RefSeq names its product probable glutathione peroxidase 4. Gene Ontology annotation, cellular component: nucleus. The transcript is spliced from 16 exons. The record is from RefSeq and is a predicted model, not a curated record. Bases 351 to 5183 code for a protein of 1610 amino acids. Gene Ontology annotation, molecular function: double-stranded DNA binding; transcription coregulator activity; glutathione peroxidase activity. Gene Ontology annotation, biological process: response to oxidative stress; regulation of transcription by RNA polymerase II. Lineage: Eukaryota; Viridiplantae; Streptophyta; Magnoliopsida; Malpighiales; Euphorbiaceae.